Messenger RNA from Closterium sp. Naga37s-1, 3561 nucleotides. The record is from the annotation of a GenBank genome assembly. Lineage: Eukaryota; Viridiplantae; Streptophyta; Zygnematophyceae; Desmidiales; Closteriaceae.
AUGGAGGCCGUACAGCGAGGACCAAAGGUUGUUGCCCUCAGCAUGGCUUCCCAAAUGUCUAUGCUUCCUUCAAGCCGUCCUCUCCAUAGUCCUCCCCGCAACUUAUCGUUAUCGGCGCGCUUCCUCGCCUCCGCGCCUCGUGCCUCCCUAGUGUCGCCGUUACUCUCCGUUAGGUCGAGCAGAUCGUGCACUCCGCGUGGGGGCGUGUCGCUGCUCUCAGAUUUCGCGGGCCAAAGAAUAUCAGUCACGCCCGUCGGACACGACCGAUUGUUACGAGGACGUGUGGGCCCGCCCUCCUUGCUCUCUCCCCCCACUCCCCUUUCACAUUCGCAUUCUCCGUCCUUUCCACACAACCUGCUUUCCCCGCUGCGCGCGUUCGCGCGUGCCUCCUUCCCCGUGCGCAGGCUGAAGCAGAACCAGUGGGUGUACGACGUGUGCGUGGAGCGGCGCUGCACGGUGGCGGAUAUCCGCGCGCUCAACCCCACCGUCAACAUCGACCGCGUCCUCGCCGGCCAGCGCCUCGUCGUGCCGCGCCGCCCCUCGCCCUUCGAUCCCAUCGAGCGCGAGCUCACCCGCGCCGCGCAGCAGCUCUCCACCACCUUCGCCGCUGGCCCAACCGGCGGCGCCGCGCGCACGCAAGCCACCACCGCCCCCGCCAGUGCCGACUCCGCCCCCGCUGCCUCCGCGAAAAAGCCCGCUGGAACCACUGCCCCCCCUGCUCCGACCGCCCCUCCCCCCGGUCCUUCCCCCUCCCUCCCUUCCGCAGCAGCCCCGUCCCCCCCCGCCGCGCCCACCGCGCCGUCCGCAUCGACGCGCAGCACGAAGCCGGCUGCGCGCCCGUCCGGCGGGUCGUGGCUGGACUCGCUGCUGGGGGGCCCUGUGGGGGCCGGGCGGACCGAGGAGGUGGAGGAGUACGUGUUGAAGCGCAAGGAGUGGGUGUGUGACGUGGCGAGCCGCCUUGACGUGGACAUCGAGUAUCUGCGGCGCCUCAACCCCGGCGUCAAUCUCGACAACGUGCGCCCCAAGCAGCGCAUCAACGUCCCCAAGAGCCGCGCCGCGCGCCUCCGUCAGCAGCCGACGGCGGCAAGCGGGGCUGACGUGGCAGGGACCGGGUCGAAAGGGGGAAAGGAUGCGGAAGAGAAGAAGGGGAAGGAGGGUGGCGGGUUAGCGACAGGGGAUGCAGGGGAGAGGGACGGCAGGGCAAAGGGGGUUGGCGCGUCGCUGAAGAGCGUUGACGCGGGGAGUAAAGCCGCGGUCGUGGCGGAGGCUACAGCGUCCGCUUCCGCCUCCGCAGCUGCUUCCCGCGAUAAGCCUUCCGCGCGUCAAGCCGCAACCGUUGCGGCUCCCCCUCUCUGUCCCGUUCCCCCAUCCGUCCCAUCUCCCUCCCCUGCCCCCUCGCCGUCCCCGUCCGCACCAUCUGCGCCAUCCGCCGUCGCGCCCGUGUGCGCGCCUCCGCCCAUCUGCAAGCCGCCCGCCUCGGCGGGGCGGGAAGGGGCCAGUGCAGGCAGCCAAUCGGGCGGCGACCUGUGCGCGGUGCCAGAGGCCAAGGGCGCAGGUGCCGCGCGCGAGGCGAAGGGGGGUCCGGCGCAGGGUGUUGCGGCGGCUGGCGCGGCGGUGGGGGGAGUUGGCGGAAGCAGAGGGGCGCCGGCAGCGGAGGCAUCGUUUUUCGAGGCGCUGAUUCGGGCAGCGGACUACGGGCUUACAGUGGAGCAGCUACAGGACAUGAACCCGGGCGUCGAUCUCGCUAAAGUGAAGCCUGCGGACGAGAUCCGCGUUCCUGCGGGGCGCAGGCGCGCAACGGGCGCGGCGCUCCCGCUGGAUCCAGCGGACGUGGAGGCCAUGGGGGGCGCGCUCGUGGUGGCGGCUGGCGGGGCGGACAAAGGCGGCGGAGGCGGACCAGCAGCGGCUGGGGGGGCCAGCGGCGGGCAGCAGGGGCCCGCGGGCGGGGCAGCGGGGGCGCAUCUGGCGGGCGCGCGCGUGGGGAUGGUGAUGCCGGGGGACAGCUUGGCGGACAUCGCGGAGCGGUACGGCGUGGCGUGGCAGGAGCUGGCGGAGCGCAACGGCGUGCGCGAGGGCGAGGAGGGCGGCGGGCUGCAGGUGGGGCAGAUCCUCAUCAUCCCGGAGAAGAAGGCGCAGCAGGUGGCGUCCAUCGGGGGCGUCGGGCACUGGCUCGGCUGGCAGCCCGCGGGGGGGAGAGGUGGAGCGGCGGCGGGCGGGGGUGCGAUUCUGUCGCAGGCGCCUGCGGGGGUGUCAGUGUCGCUGUCCAUUGCGCUGGUGGUCGCGUCGUCUCUUGCAGCUGCCGCCAUCAUGCGCCUCAACGCGCCGCUGCUCUCCGCGUCUGGCGCGGGAGGGCUCGUUUCCAGCCUGCAAGCGCUGCCGUCGCGACUGCCAGAGCCCAUCGCGAGUGCGUGGGCGCAGGUUACGCGGGGCCGCGGCACGGACGGCGCUGCAGCAGGCGCGUCGCUGUCGCCCCUGCGCGAUUCCGCCACGGCCCCCACGUGGGUGGUGCCGCCUGGGUGGUCCGCGCCGACCCACGCGGACAUGCGCACCAUCCUCGCGCUCUCCUCCCUCUCCCCCUCCUCCCCCUCGCUCGGCGGCCUGCUCGCGUCGCAGGGCGUCGCCACGUCAGCCGCGCUGCUGCCCGCCAUAGACGCCGCGUGCCGCGCUGCAGCGGACUCGUUCCUCGCGUCCGGGCCCGUCCUAGCCGCCGUCUCGCUGCUCCGCGCGCCCCGCGCCGACCCCAGUCUCCUGCGCCUGCUGCCCUUCCGCCAGCGCCCGAAAGCGGGGAAGGCGGGGGUGUUGGGCGCGCAGGGGUUGGGCGGGGCGGACGGGCGAGGGUUGGCGCGGGUGGCGCUGGCAGCAGUGCCGCAACUGGUGGUGGGGAGUGAGGUCAUAGGCGCAUGCGUGUGGGCGGAGGGAGGGGAAGGAGCGGCAGGGGGUGCGGUAGAUGGGGUGGCGGUGAGGGGCGCUGAAGGGGCAGGGGACGGCGGGGAGGAGCAGUACUCGGUGGGGGUGCUGCUCAUGUCACUGCCGCCAGGGAUGCGCAUGGCAAGUGCUGUCAUUGGCGAGGGGCAGGGGGGGGAGCAAGGGGAGGGCAAGGGGAGUGGUGCAAGUGGGAGCGAAGCGGUGGCGUCAGCUCUUGCGGUGGCAGUGGGCAGACUGACUGAGGCCAUGGAGCAGGACCCGCUUCAGCCGUCGCCGCGCCUCUCGUCGCUGCUCGCCUUGUUGCCCUGCGAUGCUGCAUCCUCAGCAGCCGACAUUCUGGCAUCCCUGGUACCGGACACGUCCCUGUACCUCAUCGCAUCAUCGCCCAGCCCCUCGCCGCGCCCGCACUGGCACGUCUCUCCGCCGCUCGACUCCACUCCAGAUGCAGCAGCGGCAGCGGCGGCGGCAGCAGCAGGGCGCGUGGGGGAGGGGGUGACGGUGGUGGGGAUAGCAGAGGGCGUGGAUCUGAACGGGGCGUUUGUGGCAUCGGUGUUGGGGCAGUGGCUGUAUGGGCCCAAUGUCACGCUCCUGUCUGUGCCCCCCGCCAAGAAGCGAAGGGAAGCCAUCAGCUCAUAG